Drosophila virilis is the source of this 3259-nucleotide messenger RNA. It is a transcript of the gene dpr1, whose product is annotated as defective proboscis extension response 1. The record is from RefSeq and is a predicted model, not a curated record. Gene Ontology annotation, cellular component: neuron projection membrane. Gene Ontology annotation, biological process: synapse organization. NCBI's taxonomy places the organism in Eukaryota, Metazoa, Arthropoda, Insecta, Diptera, Drosophilidae.
AAAAUAAAAUAUCAUAGCUGCCGCGGCAGGCAAAAAGCAAAAGCGCAAAUAGACUAAAAAGAGAUUUCAUAUAUAGAUAAACACAUAUAUAUGGAGACAAUUUAAAAAGAUAGCGACUCAUUUUGUUAUUGGUCCCGUGCGAGCGCUUAACUCAAAGCCCACUGCUGCUGGCCUGGCCUAAACCGUUGUUGGCCCGGUCUGUGUAAUUUGGACGCAAAGCGUUAACAAGUCAGCCAAAAGACCGCACCAACUACAACUGACAGCGAUCAUAACAAUAAAAAAUAGUCAUAAAAAACAAAAAAAAACAGCAGAAAGGAAAAAAAAAACGGCAUCGGGGAUAACAAGGCCAAGCACAAUGUCGGCCUGGUCCGUAGCCAAUUUCGGAUUACUCAACUGGCUGUUGCUGUUGCUGCCGCUGCUGCAAGGCUCGAGCGCUGCGUUAGCCCCGACACCAGCAACAACAACAUUAACAACAACAAUCUCGCCAUCAAAUCUGCUGCCCUAUUUCGACUUUGAUGUGCCGCGAAACUUGACCGUCACCGUGGGCCAAACGGGCUUCCUGCACUGCCGCGUGGAGCGACUGGGCGAUAAGGAUGUCUCGUGGAUACGCAAACGUGAUCUGCAUAUACUCACCGCCGGCAGCACCACCUACACCUCCGAUCAGCGCUUUCAGGUGUUGCGACCCGAUAACUCGGCCAAUUGGACGCUGCAAAUCAAAUAUCCGCAGCCGCGCGACUCUGGCGUCUACGAGUGCCAAAUCAACACGGAGCCCAAAAUGUCACUCUCAUAUACAUUCAAUGUUGUGGCAGAGCUCAAAGCGGAAAUCUACGGACCCAGCGAUCUGAUGGUGAAAACGGGCAGCGACAUUAAUUUAACCUGUAAAAUAAUGCAGGGACCGCACGAGUUGGGCAACAUAUUCUGGUACAAAGGCAGCGAAAUGCUCGAUGGCAAGAACGAGAACGAAAUCGACAGCUCCAUGGCACGCAUACUCGUCGAGGAUGAUUGGUCGGAUGGCCUGACUUCCAGACUAAAAAUCAAGCGCGCGAUGCCCGGCGACACCGGCAACUACACCUGUGUGCCCACCGUGGCAAAAACCUCCAGCGUCUAUGUGCACGUAAUUAUUGGCGAACACCCGGCGGCCAUGCAGCACAAUUCGAGCAGCAACAGCAACAGUUUCUAUUGCGGCAUUUGUUGCAUGCUGCUCAGCAUCGUCUCCUGCUGCCUGCAGCAUUGGUAUGUGAGUGCGGCGCCGGCUGAGACAAUGGCCGCACUGUUGUUGCUGCCACCAAGGCAAUUGUCACAUGCAGCAGCAUCAUCAGCAGCAGCAGCAGCACCAGUUGCAACAACAUCGAGUGCCCGCCCCCGCAACAGCAGCAGCAGCCGCCCUCAAAGUGGGCUGACCCUGGUGCUGUGUGUGAGAUGAAGGAAUGCAGCUGGAUACUAAUCUGCGUGUGCUCCAGGUGCUGGUGAUCAUGGACAUGAUGUUAAUUGAGUUGUAAUGAUGAGAUUUUAGUUAAAUUGAUAGGCAUGUGUGUGCGAUUCGCAUUGAUUUCGUAUCGUAAAUUGAAUGCACUUAGUGAAUAAACAACAAACAUCUUUAGCUCUAAGCGAUUUUGCGUAAGUUAAGCCAAGCAGAACAAACACGAAAUCUACAAGGAAAACAAAAAGCAAACAAUAUAUAUAUAUACACACAUACAAAAAAAAGAAGCCAAAUAACAGAAUAUAUACACAUUUAAACUAUAUAUAAAACUUAACUAUUAUUUAAGCAAAAUGUAGUUGAGCAAAUGCACAGUUCUUAACAAGAGCGAACGGACAGCUUGAACGAAUUAUUUUCGCUGUAAUUCCCAACUGGUUCAAGCAGCGUGCAUUUGUCUCCCUCACACACACUCACCAGCCAAUAGCAAAUCGUUAAAAUUAAUAAAGAAAACAAAAACAUUCUCAUUAUGAAAUAAGACUUACUAGGCUAUAAAUAUGCUUCAAUUCAAUUCAAUUGUUCUCAAUCAGUCAAUCAAUCAAUCCAUGCAGUUCAAUAUUUUGCAAUAUUCUCCCGCUCUCACUUCUCUCUACUUUUCUCACCCCUUUUCUAGCCACAUCAAGCGUAUGCAUACUUCUGAAGCUAACUGUAUUACAUUCAAUUUGUUUACAGCCAUUGUGUACUCUAUUGUAAUUAAUAAGCAUUUAACACAAACAUAAUAUUUGCUGUAAAUAAACGCCAUUUUAAUGUUUAAGGCUCUAUUACAAAUUACAUAAAUACAUAGCUGAAUAUAUAUAUAAAUAUAUAUUUAUAUUCUGAGCUAGUUUUUGGGGUGUGUCGCGAUUCGACUUUCAUUUGAUGCGCACUUUUCAAUCACGGCUAGUGUUCUUUUAAAAGGAAGCUAAUGAAAGUAAAGAAUUUCGGUUGUGCCGAAUAUUAAAUACUCUUGCCAAGAUGGGCAACAAUUUUCUAGCCCGAAUCACAUAUUUAAUUACAUCCUUAAAUGGGCCAACAGCCAAGUCAACUUAGUCCUGUCCGUCUGACUAUCUUUUAGUCUGUCCGUCCGUCCUACUAGACAGUCUGUCCGUAUGUUAUUCCGUCAAACGACUUGAUAUGUUAAUAGUCGCUUCUUCGAUUGCCUGCGGCGAUCAACAUUCAAGUUAUCGAUAGCUGGCUUUGCUUCUUUGAAAUCGAUAAGAAUCGAUAACAAUAUUCUUUGGCUCUCGCAUAUCUUAAAGAAGUCCAGACUGUUGUAUGAAACCUUUUUUUUCUGCAUUUGUUUUAAUAACCCAUAAUUAACUCUGCAAGUGUAUUGUAAAAAUAUUAUGGAAAAGCAAAGUUUAAGCAAACAAAAAAAAAUAUAAUAAUGAAUACAAAAAAUAAAAUAAUUUGUGGCAACUAAAAAGCUGCUCGAUGCAUUCGCAACAGCUCAAUUGAUGGGCAAGAGUUGAACCAAAAGGGGAAGCAGCAAAAAAGUAAGGGUAAACAGCUUGUUGAAGCUAAUGGAGUUUGAUAGUUUAAUCAAACACAAAAGGGAUAUAAACAUUAUGCAUUAACACAGAUAUAUGUAUAUAUAUAUAAAUAUAUAUAUAUAUAUAUAUAAAUGUUUGUGUGGUAACUAAUUAGUUUUGUGCGAUAUAAGAGCAUAUGGAAAUGCAAAUUAAUAAUGUGCUUAACGGAAAUCGAAUGGAAAUGUCGGGAAAAGCGAGCACUGUAAAUAAAUUCAUUAGCAGCGAGUGUAGUUUUAAUUAACUCUUGAAUUAAUAUAUAUGUACACAAAAAAAA